Molecule: messenger RNA, 1248 nt
Organism: Oikopleura dioica
Lineage: Eukaryota; Metazoa; Chordata; Appendicularia; Copelata; Oikopleuridae
Source: the annotation of a GenBank genome assembly
AUGUCCCAGCCAGUCAACAUACCAAAUAGUUUUUCCAAGUCGCGAGGGCUUUUGACAAACGCCUUUGACGAUUCUGAAACAGCAAAGCAGAAUGAGAGUAUUUCCGGCCAUCGCUACAAUCUCAGAGAUAUCAAUGGAAGAAAAAGCUCGUAUCGACGAGAUUCGCGGUUAGACGAGUCGGGCUUUAUCGAUGAAGAUACCUCAUUUUCGGCUCCCCCAGCGCCUUUACCGACGCACGUGCAUUUCACCGAGUCGGGCGCCGUUUUCAAUCAAGCUCAGGCGCCAGCUGCAGCACCUAUUCAGCCCGCUUUACUACCGCCCGGCGAGCAUUUCCGCAACUUUCAACCGUUACCUACACAAGCUUCCUACGCAUUCCCGCUUUAUUCCCCUUAUCCUGUCUUUCCGCAAAACCAUCUUCCAGUUUUUGGCCCUUCCAUUAGAUCUAUUCAAGAAAUCGUGAACCAAGAAAGUAUAAAGUGCGCAAAAUCAUGGUCCAAUGAAUAUUCGGCCAAAGAAUACUACAUGAAUCUUCUCCAGCAUGAGAAGGAGACUCACAGGCCGAAUAUCCUCCAAAUCCAGAUGGAAAUCACCGACCAAGACCGAUACAAACUCGUCGACUGGCUGAUCAAAGUCUGUUCUGGAAAUUUUUUUCAGUGCAUGCACAAAGAAGUGAUGUAUCUGUGCAUCGCAUUGGUCGAUACAGUUCUGAGCAAGGAGCCAGUGGCCAGAUCCGACUUCCAAUUGCUUGGAAUCACGUGCUUUUUGCUUGCUUCUAAGAAACUCCUCUACGAUCCGCCGGAAAUUAAGGAUCUUCUGCAUCUUUGCGAGUUCGUUUACAACGCAGAAGAACUCAAAAAAUACGAAAAGCAUAUUCUGGUGAUCCUCGACUGGCGAAUCGAGAUGCCGACCUCGCAUACAUUCCUCGACUUCCACAUCGGCUUUUUACUCGCCAAGAUCAACUUUCGGGCGGAGAACGCAAUGGAGAUUAUACGACAUCAAGCAGUUGCACGCUACUGCCUCAUGCACGGAUGCGUUUCGGUUGCGUUUAGUUCGCUUUCUCCAAGCAUGCGCUCUCGAUGUGCGUUGCAAGUAGCUGCAUCAAUGCUCGGUGCAAAAAUGCUGAUGCCUGAACUGAGCGAUGCUCAAGUCACGGCCAACUGCGAGAUUCUACAACUGACCCUAAUGCAGCACGCGCCUCACCAACUUCAAGUGCCACCAUCCGUUUUCAACGAUUUCUGCUAUUCCUGA